AUGUUCUCACGACCGUCACAAACUGGUACCGAAAUCACUGUCCCCGCAGUGUGGGGAAAUUUCCGCGCAAAAGUCAUGAAGAAUCCAACAUCUUCGCCAUGCCGAUUGCAAGAAACCCUCAAUGCUGUGAUCCAUGCCGUAUACUCCACCAUAAAUGUGACGGACUUUCGCCACAAUGCAGUCGAUGCGCCCGCACAGGUCGGGAAUGCAGUCGAGGUAAAAAAGAGACCAAAUUUCGACAGGCAAAAGGUCGGACGACGCGGACGAAAUUCCCUCGUGACCAAGUUUGGGUCCGACCACCACCUAGAGGUUGUUCUUCGAGUCUGGAUUAUUAUGGCCGAAGCUGACAUUCAACCGUUAGUUGACUUUAUACUUGAGUCCGGGAAUGGAGAAGCAGAGAGGUUGACUGAGGGAGCGACGGAUGAUCUGUCGCCUGCAAGAGAUUUCCCUAGUCAUGUCGGGCCUGUUUCAAUACCAGACAGACCCUCUCCUAGACCCUCAUAUACUCCUGUUUUGCCGGAAUUCGCCGGCCCAAGCAACCAGGCAUAUACCAGUGAUAGUGGCCAUUCACCACUCCCAGUGGUAGACAGACCUGAACGACCACAGCAGCGGCCAUGGCCAUUGAAGGACCCCCAGGAGGCACUCCUGCUGCGACAUUUCGUUGACGAGGUUGCCCCAUUUUUCGAUUGCACGGAUCGCCACCAACAUUUUGCAAUCCAUAUCCCCUUUCGUGCACGCCGUUGUGAGACAUUGUUCAACGCAAUAUUAGCCAUGUCAGCUCGCCAUCUAAACCGGACAAAAGAUUUCGACCCUUUUGUCUCGGACCAUUACUAUCAAGCAUGUCUGGAGAAAUUGAUACCUGCACUGGAUGAUCACGGAGUCACCAUGGAUGACGAUUUGUUGGCUGCCACGGUCAUCCUACGGCUGCUGGAAGAAUUUGAUGUCCCACUUGCAGGGGCUGAUAUUCGAGGCCAUUCAUUCGGCACAAAGGCUUUUAUCCGUGGUCCAGCAUUGAUGACCACCACCCCAAGUCUACGGAAAGCUGUUUAUUGGAGCGGUCUGCGCCAGGAGAUUUAUAAUGCGCUUAGUCUCCAGCAAGCCCCCGACAUUGAUCUGAGUUCCCUGCAUCUAAAUGCCGAAUUCAAUCCUCUAGGUCCCGAUGCAGGUGAUUGUGCAUGGGCGAACCAAGCUAUCGCCCACUGUGCGGACGUGUUGGUGUUUUGCUUCGGGGACGGACCUCGCUCUGAGGCGGUGCAUGCAGAGCUAAAGGCACAGAAUCAGCAAUGGAGUGAGACUCGGCCGGACUCUUUCGACCCGUAUUUUGUGGGUGAAGAUAUGGAAGUUGGGACGAAAUUCCCCGAUAUCCGCUUCGGAUGUCCCUGGCACGCAAUCGGCAAUCAAUACAAUCACCUUGCGCAUAUUCUACUCCUUGUACAUGACCCAAGUCUGCCUACCAUUGGACCUCUACGCAGGCGUUUUAUUCAAGAAGCGGAUGAUCAUAUCCGCCAAGGGGUUUGGACAGUAUGUGGCGUUUCCCUAUCCAAUGCCUCUGUUCCCCCAGCCAUGGUUGUCGGAUGCAUGGCUAUCCAUAUCUGCGGUGAUCGGUUCACAGACCCACAUGAACAGGACCUGUUGAUCCAUGUUCUCACCCAUACGGAUUCUGUCCAUGGUUGGCCAACCCAUAUGCUACAGCGACAGCUUCGAGAAACAUGGGCGAUGCGUUGA
Messenger RNA from Penicillium bovifimosum, 1725 nucleotides. RefSeq names its product Glycoside hydrolase family 71. Gene Ontology annotation, cellular component: nucleus. The transcript has 8 exons. The coding region runs from base 1 to 1725 and encodes 574 amino acids. Gene Ontology annotation, biological process: positive regulation of transcription by RNA polymerase II. The record is from RefSeq and is a predicted model, not a curated record. Gene Ontology annotation, molecular function: transcription cis-regulatory region binding; DNA-binding transcription factor activity. NCBI's taxonomy places the organism in Eukaryota, Fungi, Ascomycota, Eurotiomycetes, Eurotiales, Aspergillaceae.